AUGUCUUCUUCACUAGUGAGUUUUUGAAAUGACACACCCUAAAAAUUUGUUUAUUCAAAAAUGAAACAGAUUUUUUGCACAUUCAAAAAUUUAUGUAUAUAUAUAUAAAAUAUAUAUAUAAUUUUUGAAAUUUGAGCUUCAUGGAUAAAUUUUACGAUUAUUUUGAAUGUUUCGAGGUAAAAAAGGCCCUCCAGAUCUCUACUAGAUCUCUGUACAGUAGGUAAUCUAAAAAUUUUCAGAUCUUCGACAUGGUUGAUCAUCCGGAUUCGCAAGAUGAGCUUCUAACAGCUCAAAAACCAAGUGAGUCUGAAACCCAGGGAUCCCAGGAAAAAAUGAAGAAGAAACGUCACAAAAAAUCUCUCAACAGGUGUUCGCUUUUCAUUCCCAGCACAUUUCAUUUCAUUCCUCCUAUCAUUUUGCAAUGAGUGAGAUUCCUAGAGUUAUUAUAACUAAAAAACCCAGAUAUUUUGUAUCAACAACUGUGGAAACCUAUAAUUUUUCAACAAUCACCCCAACUCGUUAUAUAAAUGGAACUUUAUCUUGGGAUUUUUCAGACGUGGUUUUUCAUAAUGAGAUGAUUGCGUUGAUUGUUUUGGGAAGCUUGUUUGCUAUUGGAAUUGUGGCGUAUUUGAUCGCUCGUUCAAUGAUCUACAUUAAAAAGGUAUUUUUAAGAGACGCAAAGAAGGCUUUGCAGCUAGAAAGGCUUUUUAACUAGGUACGGCGGCUUGAGAUCCUCUCUGAUAAGGGGAAGAGCCUAGAGAGAGGCAUUUUGGCUAAGCGCAACAACUUGAGAGUAAAUUCGGCUAGGUAAGGCGUCUUGAGAAACGCUCUGGCAAGAAGCCGCGCCUAGAGAAGCACUCUGACUAGGCACGCCGCCUAGAGACACUGUGCGCCUAGAAAUCGCAAAAAAAUGUUUCCAGGAGAAGGCGCAAGAACGUUUGCCAAUCAACAACUUUGGACAAAUUCAUCUCCCAUAA
This is a messenger RNA of Caenorhabditis angaria, 977 nucleotides long. The record is from the annotation of a GenBank genome assembly. Lineage: Eukaryota; Metazoa; Nematoda; Chromadorea; Rhabditida; Rhabditidae.